Molecule: messenger RNA, 1371 nt
Organism: Iphiclides podalirius (scarce swallowtail)
Lineage: Eukaryota; Metazoa; Arthropoda; Insecta; Lepidoptera; Papilionidae
Source: the annotation of a GenBank genome assembly
AUGAAUAAAGCACGACAAGGCCGUAUGAACCAGUUGGGUGGGGUCUUUAUAAACGGGCGACCUCUGCCUAAUCAUAUUCGUUUGAAGAUAGUGGAGAUGGCAGCGGCUGGAGUAAGACCCUGCGUCAUCUCGCGACAACUCCGCGUCUCGCAUGGCUGUGUGUCGAAGAUCCUCAAUAGAUAUCAGGAAACCGGAUCCAUUCGUCCGGGUGUAAUUGGAGGAUCAAAACCACGUGUGGCGACGCCUGAAGUAGAGAACAGGAUAGAAGAACUCAAGAGACAAAACCCAGGUAUAUUUUCCUGGGAAAUUAGAGAUAAACUAAUAAAGGAAGGCAUCUGUGAUAAAAAUACGGCUCCGUCGGUCAGUUCCAUUUCGAGACUUAUAAGAGGAGGCAAAAGAGACGAAUCAGACCCUCGAAGAAAUCAUAGCAUUGACGGUAUUCUAGGUCCGUCAUCUUGUGAAGACUCGGAUACGGAGUCAGAGCCGGGUAUCACGUUAAAAAGGAAGCAGCGUAGAUCGAGGACCACCUUCUCAGGAGACCAACUUGAGGCAUUAGAAAGGGCGUUCACAAGAACACAGUACCCUGAUGUUUACACAAGAGAAGAGCUGGCACAGAAAACUAAGCUUACCGAAGCGCGUGUGCAGGUAUGGUUCUCUAACCGAAGAGCACGGCUUCGCAAGCAACUGAACUCGCAACAGCUCAGUGCCUUCAACACAAUGUCCUUGCAAUCUGCCUUUCCUUCCGUACAUCAGCAGUACGAACCACCGUCAACGUUCAACGCUCAGUGUGCGUCAUGGCAGCAGUCGUACUCUUCAGCUUUGGGCUCCAGUUCCGUUCUGAAUUCUGCGUUGGCACCCACGCUCCACCAGUCAUCCUUGACCCCCUCCGUGUGCCAGUCAGCAUUGGCCGCCUCGUCACUUCAUCCGCCCACGUCGACUUCGUUCUCCACAGGAAACUUGACUCCUCUCUCCCAUUCGUCAGAACUACCCACUCCGCUUCAACCGGCUUCAGACGCAACACCUCCUAGCACCAGUCCCAUUGCAAGCAGCCCUUCGGCGAACCAAAGCAGCGGCAUAACCUAUCAGCACUCCGCGUAUGCAAACCCAAGCGAACCAGUCCCCCAUCCAUAUGGAUAUGCAGAUUAUUCGAAACAAGAACACGCUAUGUCGGCUCAUAACCACUGGACUUCGAGGCAGCUCGGUGGGCACCCCCAAAACAAACUACCCGAAGUUGGUUGGCCAGAGAAUUAUAGUUCAUUCUUCGGCACAAAUGCCUCGCACUACGCUUCGCACGCGCAUUCACCGACUGAGGCGAAAUCCGGAUAUCCGUAUUUGGGCCAACUAGGUGGGAUGGAUAUGGGAAGAGUUCAC